GUCUCCUGUCCUGGUAGGCUGUUCCAUGAGGAAUGAGGAGCUGUAUUCUUCAGAACACUUACUUAUGCCCUGCUGCUUCCAACUGACGAAGGAAGGUCCACACUCACUCUGAGGUAAGCUAACAGAUGUAUUCAUUCAUUCAUUCAGAAAAAGACCAGGGGGGAUGCAUUGUUAUCAGCAGGGUAAGAUACUGUGUGAUACUACUCAUUCUGACCUAUAAUUUUUCUAUCCGUCUUUUUGUGUAUUGCAGUUCAUUUGAGUAAUUCAGUGAAAGUAAUGUAAUAAUGAUACAUUAAUAAUAACAAUACGCUUUAUUGCAAUUUUGUAAUGUCCUUUGAAGUAAUACACCUUCAAACCAUACUAUGUCAAGCUAAGUAAAUGUUGAACUUUAAGACAUUAACAAAAUAGACAUGCAUGUUUAACUAGGCAAAGAGGUGCAGAAGGACAAGUUUUGUCUUGUUCCCAGCACCACAGCAAGAGACACUGUCAUGGUGUGCAUGUUCUCAUGGAACUCUUUAACUGUAGCAAGUCAUGUGAAUAAAAACCUAGCUGGGAUUGUGCCUUGCUUUGGGGCGGAAACUGCUCAGUAGAGACUGAGAGUAGUGAGGUGCUUGGGGCACAGUGCCAAUGGAUUGGGGUAGGUCAACAUAUCACCCUCAGACACUAAAGGCAACAUGAUACAGUACAUAGAAGGCAGCAGUAUAAUGCAUUCUCACUGUUCCUAAUGAAGGAUUAUUGGAUAGUUAACCUACUGAAUCGAUAUGAAUUCUGCUUCAGUAUACACAUUUCUCCAUGUACGAAUGCGCAGGACAGGUAAUACACUGUGGUUUGUAUUAUCUCCAUGUAAGAAGAUAAAGUGAAUGAAACAACGUGUUCUGUAUCUGAAUUCAUUCAAAGCUGUGAUUAUGUAAGCUCUUUCAAAGCAGGAUUUUGUGUAUACGUCAUUCAUAUGAAGUAUUGACAGUGUAUUACCUUUUAUUUACUCAGACAUCAAAACUAUCAUCACAAACAGAAGGUGACAGAUCAGACUGGGGGCUGUAUUCAAUCUGUACUGCUGAAGUGUUACAGAUUGUGCGAUAAAUGUAAAGGUAUUUUCCGAUUCAGCCGACAUACAUGCAGCGUUUACCAUGAAUGCAGUCUACGCUAACGUGUGAACAUAUCCUUUAAAUUUCAAUCAUGCUGUAAUGCUGAACUUCUGCGAUACGGAUUGAAUAGAGCCCUGGGUCUCUACAGCCUGUUUAGGAAUCAGGCCAAUCUACAGUGAAUGGGGGCAGUUAGCAUAGAUGGCAUUAUAAAGUCCAGGGUGGUGUGUAUUAUUAUCUCUAUGUAAGAAGAUCAAGUGACUGAAACAAGAAUAUGUGUUCUGUAUCUUAAUUCAUUCAAAUCAGUGAUUAUGUAAGCUCUUUCAAAGCAGGUAGGCCUAUUUGCUUUGUGAGCUCAAUUUUGUGUAUACUCCAUAUGGUGUUUGAGGAAGUAAAAUAAUAUAUUUGUUGUUGGCUACUUUGUAGUCAUCCUUGACAUGAGGAUGACGUUACACCAGUGGUUACCAAGAUGGUCUGAAUUAAAAGGCCAGAGGUUAGGAAUAUAACCUUGAAUAAAACUUAAAGACUUUCAAGGCAAAAAUGUGGAGUUGAAUGUUUUUUUUAUUUGGUCAAUAUUACCACUGCACUACAUCACAUAUCAGAUGACUAUGCAAUUAGAAAAGGUCUACAGCAGGGGUAUUAAACUCUUACCCUACAAGUUCCAGAGCCUGCUGCUUUUCUGUUCUACCUGAUCAUUAAUUGCAAGCACCUGGUGUCCCAGGUCUAAAUCAGUCCCUGAUUAUAAGGGAACAAUGACAAAAUACAGUGGAACUGGUUUCGAGGUCCAGAGUUGGGAUUGAGGGGCCUACAGUAUCCUUGUAAGAAAGAACAACAGCCUUGUUGUUACUUUAACAUUAUAAAACAUCCCUGACAAGGUGGGAAAAUCAUCGGAUUACCUCUGAGUCUGUGAAAGGCUUCAGCCCUGGAAAUAGCUCCCACAGAGUCUUUCAUCUCACAAAUGACAACUGUGACCAGUGUGUUUGUUCAGAGAGAUAAACAGAAACAGUCACUUUAUGGCUAAACUAGACCACUGACAGUCCUGUAGCUGAUGUCACAACGUGUACGUCCCAAAUUGCAUCCUACUCCCUGUAUAGUGCACUCAUUUUGAUCAGGGCGUAUAGGGCUCUUGUCAAAAGUAGUGCACUAUAUAGGGAAUAGGGUGCCAUUUGGGACGCAGCCAACAGGUGAUGACACUGACACACAGAAGAAUGAGAUACUAGUGAUAUAAUUGCUGUAUUUAUCGACAGUGGUAAACGUGUAAUUACUGUGUCAUAACGGUUUAUAACCACACGUUCUCAAAAAAACAAAAAUAUUUUUUUUAAAACAGACAGUGUAUUCAGUUUAUCAACCAGCUAAUGAUUAGAAUCAGGUGUGCUAGAUUACAGGGUUGGUGCAGAAACCUACAGGAUGGUAACGCUCCAGGAACAGGGUUCAGCUGCCCUGCUUAUUGCAUUAGGGUUUGUUCAGUCUGUGUAAGACCUGGACAACACAAUAAAUGUCAAAUGUCAAAGGCUAAAACAUGCUGUCCUCUGCCCUACAGGAAAUGGCAUGCAAGUUUGGGACAUAUCUAGCUUUCCUCUUUCUCCUGGCUAGUCUGGCUGUCAUCAUUACUAUAUCUGUGAUCCAGGGUCAUAAGCGGAUCUUUGAGUCACGUCUGAAGGUAAAAACAACAACCACAUUCCUGAUCCUUCUCUGCUCAAAGAGCUGUAUUGACAGUGUAAAGCGUCUGCUAAAUGACUAAAAUGUAAAUGUAUUACCUUGUAUUUACCCAGACAUCAAGACAAUCAUCACAAACAGAAGGUGACAGAUCAGACUGGGUCUCUACAGCCUGUUUAGGAGUCAGGCCAAACUACAGUGAAUGGGGGGCAGUUAGCUUAGAUGGCAUUAUAAAGACCAGGGUGGUUUGUAUUCAAAGCAGGUUGGUGUUGGGGAAACAUUUGAUGCGAGUGGGACACACGCAAAAGGAAGGAUGAAGGGACACUUGACAAGUUGACUUGAUACAGCUUUGGGUAACAGGGUUAAUACAUUAUUUCCUAUUAAUCAAAUGAUAAACGUUUAAUAACUCUGUGAAAUGAAAACCAAUAAUCUUUAGUCAGCACACCGGGUCUAUAUAAGAGAAGGGAAAACUCACUUCAACACUGCAGGAACUGAGUCUCUGAGGUUGGUUCAAAUAGUAUUUGUUUUCUUUCCCCAAACUUUUGCUGUGCUUUAUUUAAUCUUGCCUGACGCAAUGGAAUGGUACUAAUGGAAGUAGUCUGCAAAAGUGCAAACCCUGCCCAUCUGGCACUCCAGGGCAGGUUCAACCACACUCUCAAAGAUAGCAAAUACUUGGCCCGUUUUAAUCCAGGUCUGGGUCUGGAAUGUGUAUUAUUGCUGCCAAUGGUGACAGCUAGUCUUACUGGGGUUUGACACAUAAUGAAAAAUACAUUUACAAUUUACAUACAUUUAAAAACAUUAACAUGUAGAGAGCAUGUGUGUUUGCAUCUAUCAGUACAUGUCAUUACAUACACACAAAAAAUGCACACAAUCAGUCCUUUUGGACAAACUUGAACCAGACUCUAGUUCCAGAGGGCAGAGCAAAACAUUUCUAUGUAUUUGUCUUUAUGCCUGAGUGAGGGUUUCCUGUUCUUACAGAGUAGCUGCAUUUUGUUAUGUAUUCAUGUUCUGUCCCUGUUGUCAGCUUUAUGGAAGUAAUAAUCAUACCAUAAUGGAGUGCAAUCAUUAUGCUUAUAAUAUAUAUAAUAAUAAUAUGCCAUUUAGCAGACGCUUUUAUCCAAAGCGACUUACAGUCAUGCGUGCAUACAUUUUUUUUUGUGUAUGGGUGGUCCCGGGGAUCGAACCCACUACCUUGGCGUUACAAGCGCCGUGCUCUACCAGCUGAGCUACAGAGGACCAUGCUUCUAGCCAAUCAGGAGUCGAGUGCAAUAAUUGUGUAAUAAUUGUGAGGUAUUUGAUGGACUGUACUUUAGGAGAUAGUGAUUGUUUAUCAUAACAUAAAUUAUUGCCUUUCAUUAUACAACAAUUAUGUGUGUGCCACUGCAUAAUUUAUUGAUCUAAUAGUCCUCCUACUCUUGGACAACAGACAAGAGUAUGUUUUCUCUCCUUAGGUUCAGAUCCAUUAUAGCUGUAUCAGUUGACUUUUCUGUAUACAGUAUACAGGUGUACGAUCUUAAUUUGACCAGUUUCGUCGCAGGAGUAAAAUAAUCCUGCAGCAGGAGGAUUUGAUUAUUCCCCCCAAAAAAGUGAUCAUUUCUAACGGGAAAUUGGUUUUGAUAGGCUAGAGUAGGCUAUAAUUUAGGUGUAGUCUACAGUUGCAUUCGGAUACACGUGUAUGUCGUAGUAGAGUUCAAUAUCUGUCUUGUGUUAUUAAGCUAUAUAAAACAACGGUUGUGUAUGGCUGCAUUUCAGAUUUUUUUUUUUACAUUUGAAUGUCGCAGCAGUAGGACCUACAGUAGUAGGACAUUUAUUGGUGCUUUAGCGUUUGAGCGAGAGAGAAAGAGAACUGUGGGUUUUCAGUGAAUUAAUGUAAAUCACAAGGCUCAUUUGAAUUUCCUGCGGCACAGGAAAAUUCUAAGCGACGACAAAGUGAUCAAAUUAAGAUAAAACAUCUGUAUAUGAACUAGCAUCUUGGAUAUGUGGUGUGAUUUUCCUGCUCUCCUCUGUUUGCAGUAUGGCAUAGUAAUCGACUCAGGCUCCUCCCGCUCUACUGUGUAUCUGUAUCAAUGGCCAGCCGAGAAGCAAAAUAACACUGGAGUGGUGAGCCAGACACUCAGAUGCAUGGUCACUGGUGAGUCUGCAUGUUUAAUUUUAUUUUUAAACCCUCUUCGGAGGACAAAAGUAACUUUAUUUUCACAGCUAUUUUGUGAUACAUGUGGAUACAUAGUACUGAGACAUAUCCGGUGUACAUGAUAGUGUUUUCGGUCCUAACUAUUAUAGAGCAUGAGCUUUUAAUCCCUCCCCUCUGCUACUCUCAGCCCAUCCCACCUAUCCCCGUAGACCAUCCUCUCUUGAUUUCCAUGUGACAUAUAUUUUUCAACUGCGCUGUGAUGUCUUACAUUAAUUCUGAACCUUUCCAAUCACAUUGUAUCCACAAAUUGUAAGCUAAAGAUUAAUAUUUUAUAUUGCUGAUAUAUUGAAUAUUGCUUUCCAAAUCGUCCAAUGGUUCAAUUUGUAGGGUUAAUUUUAGAUGAAUGCUGUGAUUUCUUCAGCCACUCCUGAACCUGUGACCACAACAAGCUACAUGGGGGCAAUACCAGAAUAAAUUAUCUAAUGAUUCUGCCUUUUCGUAGCUAAAUCUACAGAGCUGAGAUGGUUGUAUGCCCCAUAUACUGUAUAUACUGUAACAUUCUGUUGAUGGCAAGAAUGUGGUAAAAUAAUUUACAUUUAAAAACUGAGUCUGCAUGUUCAUAAUGAGAUGCAGUGUCACUGGUGAGUCUGCAUCGUAAUGUGAUGAACCCGACACAUUCUUACACAUGUCACAAUCUUGUCCUCAUCUUUUUUUAUGAAGAUUCCAUAAUACAUGACUUUUUGCAAAAGGACUUGCAUGUUAAAUGCACUUAUCAUCAUACAGCCUUUCAGUACUGUGUCAUACUCCUUGAUAUAUACUAUGUUAAAGGAAAAUUCUGCCACUUCUAAACCUCAUAUUCAUAAUCUCCAGCACCAACUAGUGUCUACAUAUGUGAAAACAGCAUAUUUCUAUUAUAUGUGGAAAGGUCCUAAAAGAAUGCUUAUCUGUGAUAUCACAGUGUAGGAUUAAAAGUAAAAACAGUGAUUUUCAAAACCAGCAACCUAAUUUUCUAGCCCAAGGGAGGGUAUUUUCUUGCUCCCCCUGUCACCACGAAUCUCAUAAGCUGUGUUCGAAUACCUAUACUAACAUACUGUAUACUACAUACUUAAUGAGUAUAUGCUACAUACUAUAAACUAUUAGUUCAUUUUAGUAUGCUGUAAACGAACGGUAUCAUUUCAGUUGAGCGUACUAGCGCUUCGCCUGUCUACCGGAAGUUUUGAUGCUGUUGCUAUGCAACCUCUUGCUAGCUUCUUAGCAUAACAAAUGACUAGCUAGACAUUUUAUGAUUUCGGGUGUGUUCAUAAAUUCAAUCUGGAGUGCCAGAGUGCGCUCUGGGCGUUCGUAACUCCAGAGCAUUGUCAGAUUUUCCGUUCGUAAAUUCAGAGCAUUUCGCUCUCGGAGCGUUCAGAGCGCACACUGGAAGCUCUUGCCGAGGAGCAGAGUUGAUCGGAGCGUUCUGACCUCACAACGGCAGUCAAGCACCCAAGCUAACUGGCUAACGUUGGCUAGCUUGCUAGCUACUUCCAGGUACAAAUGAGAGAACACCACACUCUGACCAUUUUACUCACCCUAGCAGAGCUGGUUAGGCUGUUUUCAUGUUAUCCAGAGCGUUGGUGACUGUAACGGUGCUGCUGGCAACAAUUUAAUUGUGCUUUUUUUGCUGACGUUUACUGACACCGGCCAUAUUCAACGGGUGUUGAGCAUUCGUAAAUUCAUCAGUUAUUAAACACCGGCCAUAUUCAACGGGUGUUGAGCGUUCGUAAAUUAAUCAGUUAUUCUGCGCUCGUGCACACUGUAAUAAAUGCUAUUUUUAUAAACAGCUUAUUGCUAUUAAUUUGCUAUAACUAAUUCCUUUUUCCAAGACAAGUUUUGACCACACACACACACUUGCCACAGAUGCACUGACACCCAUAGACUAACACAAGACAAGAUAAUUAAACGCACACACCAAAUCUUUACUCUGCUGAAACAUUCGGAACAAAGGGCCUGAGCUACAGUGUGUAGAUCUCCUAGACCCAAUCACAGAGGACGACGCCCGAGCAGCAUGGACCAACCAGAAGACCAGAUCUGCCAGACUCAACCUACUUUACAAACAGUAUAAAACAUAUGUGUACUGUUUUUUGGCGCUUUUUUCUGGAGGUUCCCUAUGAGCUGAAAGAACGAGACCGUGCACAUUUUGUACCAGACAUUUUUACUCUGAAUAAACUGCCGCUUGUCAUACAAUUUACCACCUAGUCUGAAUCGAUCCUUGACCGGCUCACCCUUCUUCAUAUCCCGUUAUCAACAACACUCAGAAGAGAGGGCUCUGAAAUCAGAGUAGAUAGCCAGAAUUAACAAUGUCCAUUGAGGACGCACAAUGACUAUACCACUUAGCUAAGAAUGACGUGAAUAAUCAAGUCAAUAAACAUUGGGUAGUUAGUUAGAUAGCAUGUAGUUAAUAAACUGCCUGGCAAGUUCGAUGUAUUAGUAGCCAACCUACGUUAGGUAACUAGCUAACAUACCGGUAUGUACAGUGGUUUGCGAAAGUAUUCACCCCCCUUGGCAUUUUUUCUAUUUUGUUGCCUUACAACCUGGAAUUAAAAUGGAUUUUUUGGGGUUUGUAUCAUUUGAUUUACACAACAUGCCUACCACUUUGAAGAUGCAAAAUAUUUGUUAUUGUGAAACAAACAAGAAAUAAUACAAAAAAACUGAAAAUACUGCAAUGCUAUUCUGCAUAACUGCAUAACUAUUCACCCCCCAAAGUCAAUACUUUGUAGAGCCACCUUUUGCAGCAAUUACAGCUACAAGUCUCUUGGGGAUAUGUCUCUAUAAGCUUGGCACAUCUAGCCACUGGGAAUUUUGCCAAUUCUUCAAGGCAAAACUGCUCCAGCUCCUUCAAGUUGGAUGGGUUCCGCUGGUGUACAGCAAUCUUUAAGUCAUAACACAGAUUCUCAAUUGAAUUGAGGUCUGGGCUUUGACUAGGCCAUUCCAAGACAUUUAAAUGUUUCCCCUUAGGGUCAUUGUCCUGCUGGAAGGAUGCAACAAAAUAGUAAAAAUGUCAAGGGGGAUGAAUACUUUUGCAAGGCACUGUACUGCUGUAAUGCUAUGCUGUUCAUAAGGAUAGCAUAGCUAACAAAUUGUCAGCCAACAUAACGUAACUUAUUUGAAAAGUCAUUACUUUAUUACAUUGCUCUACAUUUUCUUAACAUUUGUCAUAAUUAGUAAAAGCAAUGAAUUUGUAUCCACUCUCGUGGGACUUCGGCUGUAUAUUUCCCCCCAUUUUCUUCAAAUCUGAAAACGUUCUGAAGCCUCGCCCAUUUUCGGAACAAUUGCAUUAUGGGCCCUAAAAGUACGGGAAUAGUAUCCACUGCUUGUAUACUUCGUAUUUUGGUGAAUUUAGUACGAUAUCCGGAAACUUUUGGCAUACUAACUAUAUCCAUACUAUGACCAAAAAGCAUACUACAUACUCAAUUUACAUCACAAAUAGUACUGUUAGUGCUGUGAACACAGCUAUAGUGUUUUGAAAAUCACUGAUUUUAAAAUGGUUUAACUUUUGAAUGAUGUCAUCGGGGAGAACUUUUUAACUUUAAUUUUUUUUCUAAAAAACUUAGAAAUGUACAGUUUUCACAAAUGUUGACACUGGUAUUGUGCUGGAGAUAAUGAAAAUGAGGUUGAAAGUGGUGGAGUUGCCCAUUAUGCAUCUGGUGUAAAAGCACUAUAAAUAUAAUCCAGUUUUGUUUAGUGAUGCAGUCUAGCUAUCUAGCGCAUCAUUUCCUUGUGACUUUGAGAAUAGGUAUUGUAUGACUCUGAGCUCAGUCUGAUUUGAGUCCCCAGGUCCUGGUAUCUCGGAUAUGUUAGUUGACGAUGCACAGGACAAACAGUCCUGGGUGUCGAUCAAAGAAUGUAUGAACAACAUCACAAAAAUCGUCCCUGCAGACCAACACAAUUCAACCAUCCUCUACCUUGGGGCAACUGCUGGGAUGAGGCUGCUACAGUGAGUUGUGGUUUUGUCUUCCUCCUGUGUGAGUGUACCUCACCAAUCCUCCAGGUAUGGACCUAUCUCUGUUGUUGCACUUCUGGGAAUGGAUCCAUGGUAGAUACAAAAGUAGUCAUGUGUGCAUGCACACACAUACUGAUCCCACACACAGAAUACUAAUAGGGUUAAUACCAUAUUUAAUCAACCUACUGUAGGCCUAUUAUUUACAUUUUACAUUUACAUUUUAGUCAUUUAGCAGACGCUCUUAUCCAGAGCGACUUACAGUUAGUGAAUACAUAUUUUUUUUAUACUGGCCCCCCGUGGGAAUCGAACCCACAACCCUGGCGUUGCAAACGCCAUGCUCUAUCAACUGAGCUACAUCCCUGCAGGCCAUUCCCUCCCAUACCCUGGACGACGCUAGGCCAAUUGUGCGCCGCCCAUGAGUCUCCCGGUCGCGGCCGGCGGCGACAGAGCCUGGACACGAACCAGGAUCUCUAGUGGCACAGUUAGCACUGCGAUGCAGUGCCUUAGACCACUGUGCCACUCUCUAAAUUCCCUACUGGACUGUGAAUAAUAUAUAACCUCAACAUGUAUCUCUCUUUUGUUUACAAGUUCACAGAAUGAAUCAAAAUCCAAUGAGAUCUUAAGGAACCUGCAGAACUACCUCCAAUCUCUGCCGUUUAACUUCCAAAAUGCCUCCAUCAUGUCAGGACACGAUGAGGGGCUGUACGGCUGGAUCACCGUCAACUACCUGAUGGGAAACUUCCUGGAGGUACGGUACAUUACAAUUUUACAUUAACUUCAAAACCUUUACAAUUACUUUAGAAUUACCUAAAUAAGUCUUAGGCAUAUGCAUAUGUACUGAUGUGUGGGUAACUGUCAGUAAUGUGUGUAACUGUCAGUUGGACCUUUUUAUGGUUCUAUUGUUCUUAUGUUAAAUGUGUGUAGUCCUUGAGCUGUUCUUGUCUAUUGAUGUUCUGUAUUAUGUCAUGAUUUAUGUUUUGUGUGGAACCCAGGAAGAGUAACUGCAGCUUCAGCAACAGCUAAUGGGGAUCAAAAAUAAAUAAAGAAUAAUGUUGCCUUGAUGACAGCUUUGCACACUCUUGGCAUUCUCUCAACCAGUUUCACCUGGAAUGCUUUUCCAACAGUCUUGAAGGAGUUCCCACAUAUGCUGAGCACUUGUUGGCUGCUUUUCCUUCACUCUGUGGUCCGACUCAUCCCAAACCAUCUCAAUUUGGUUGAGGUCGGGGGAUUGUGGAGGCCAGGUCAUCUGAAGCAGCACUCCAUCACUCUCCUUCUUGGUAAAAUAGCCCUUACACAGCCUGGAGGUGUGUUGGGUCAUUGUCCUGUUGAAAAACAAAUGAUAGUCCCACUAAGCCCAAACCAGAUGGGAUGGCGUAUCGCUGCAGAAUGCUGUGGUAGCCAUGCUGGUUAAGUGUGCCUUGAAUUCUAAAUAAAUCAUACACAGUGUCACCAGCAAAGCACCCCCACACCAUAACACGUCCUCCUCCAUGCUUUACGGUGGGAAAUACACAUGCAGAGAUCAUCCGUUCACCCACACCGCGUCUCACAAAGACACGGCGGUUGGAACCAGAAAUCUCCAAUUUGGACAGAUUUCCACCGGUCUAAUGUCCAUUGCUCGUGUUUCUUGGCCCAAGCAAUCUCUUCUUAUUAUUGGUGUCCUUUAGUAGUGGUUUCUUUGCAGCAAUUCAACCAUGAAGGCCUGAUUCAUGCAGUCUCCUCUGAACAGUUGAUGUUGAGAUGUGUCUGUUACUUGAACUACUUGAACUAUGUGAAGCAUUUAUUUGGGCUGCAAUUUCUGAGGCUGGUAACUCUAAUGAACUUAUCCUCUGCAGCCGAGGUAACUCUGGGUCUUCCAUUCCUGUGGCAGUCCUCUUGAGAGCCAGUUUCAUCAUAGCGCUUGAUGGUUUUUGCGACUGCACUUGAAGAAACUUUCAAAGUUCUUGAAAUGUUCCGUAUUGACUGACCUUCAUGUCUUAAAGGAAUGAUGCAUUGUCCUUUCUUUUUGCUUAUUUGAGCUGUUCUUGCCAUAAUAUGGACUUGGUCUUUUACCAAAUAGGGCUAUCUUCUGUAUAUCCCCCCUACCUUGUCACAACACAACUGAUUGGCUCAAACGCAUUAAGAAGGAAAGAAAUUCCACAAAUUAACUUUUAAGAAGGCACACCUGUUAAUUGAAAUGCAUUCCAGGUGACUACCUCAUGAAGCUGGUUGAGAGAAUGCCAAGAGUGUGCAAAGCUGUCAUCAAGGCAAUGGGUGGCUAUUUGAAGAAUCUCAAAUAUAAAAUAGAUUUUGAUUUGUUUAACACUUUUUUGGCACAGCUGUCUUUUUUUUUUGGUUCCCUAAAUGGAACUGGUAUACAGUGGGGAGAACAAGUAUUUGAUACACUGCCAAUGUUGCAGGUUUUCCUACUUACAAAGCAUGUAGAGGUCUAUAAUUUUUAUCAUAAGUACACUUCAACUAUGAGAGACGGAAUCUAAAACAAAAAUCCAGAAAAUCACAUCGUAUGAUUUUUAAGUAAUUAAUUUGCAUUUUAUUGCAUGACAUAAGUAUUUGAUACAUCAGAAAAGCAAAACUUAAUAUUUGGUACAGAAACCUUUGUUUGCAAUUACAGAGAUCAUAUGUUUCCUGUAGGUCUUGACCAGGUUUGCACACACUGCAGCAGGGAUUUUGGCCCACUCCUCCAUACAGACCUUCUCCAGAUCCUUCAGGUUUUGGGGCUGUCGCUGGGCAAUACAGACAUUCAGCUCCCUCCAAAGAUUUUCUAUUGGGUUCAGGUCUGGAGACUGGCUAGGCCACUCCAGGACCUUGAGAUGCUUCUUACGGAGCCACUCCUUAGUUGCCCUGGCUGUGUGUUUCGGGUCAUUGUCAUGCUGGAAGACCCAGCCACGACCCAUCUUCAAUGCUCUUACUGAGGGAAGGAGGUUGUUGGCCAAGAUCUCGGGAUACAUGGCCCCAUCCAUCCUCCCCUCAAAACAGUGCAGUCGUCCUGUCCCCUUUGCAGAAAAGCAUCCCCAAAGAAUGAUGUUUCCACCUCCAUGCUUCACGGUUGGGAUGGUGUUCUUGGGGUUGUACUCAUCCUUCUUCUUCCUCCAAACACGGCGAGUGGAGUUUAGACCAAAAAGCUCUAUUUUUGUCUCAUCAGACCACAUGACCUUCUCCCAUUCCUCCUCUGGAUCAUCCAGAUGGUCAUUGGCAAACUUCAGAUGGGCCUGGACAUGCACUGGCUUGAACAGGGGGACCUAUUGUGCACUGCAGGAUUUUAAUCCAUGACGGCGUAGUGUGUUACUAAUGGUUUUCUUUGAGACUGUGGUCCCAGCUCUUUUCAGUCAUUGACCAGGUCCUGCCGUGUAGUUCUGGGCUGAUCCCUCACCUUCCUCAUGAUCAUUGAUGCCCCACGAGGUGAGAUCUUGCAUGGAGCCCCAGACCGAGGGUGAUUGACCGUCAUCUUGAACUUCUUCCAUUUUCUAAUAAUUGCGCCAACAGUUGUUGCCUUCUCACCAAGCUGCUUGCCUAUUGUCCUGUAGCCCAUCCCAGCCUUGUGCAGGUCUACAAUUUUAUCCCUGAUGUCCUUACACAGCUCUCUGGUCUUGGCCAUUGUGGAGAGGUUGGAGUCUGUUUGAUUGAGUGUGUGGACAGGUGUCUUUUAUACAGGUAACGAGUUCAAACAGGUGAAGUUAAUACAGGUAAUGAGUGGAGAACAGGAGGGCUUCUUAAAGAAAAACUAACAAGUCUGUGAGAGCCGGAAUUUUUACUGGUUGGUUGGUGAUCAAAUACUUAAGUCAUGCAAUAAAAUGCAAAUUAAUUGCUUAAAACUCAUACAAUGUGAUUUUCUGGAUUUUUGUUUUAGAUUCCGUCUCUCACAGUUGAAGUGUACCUAUGAUAAAAAUUACAGACCUCUACAUGCUUUGUAAGUAGGAAAACCUGCAAAAUCGGCAGUGUAUCAAAUACUUGUUCUCCCCCCUGUAUAUAUAUAUGUUUUCAUCCAAAAAUAAUUUUAGCAAUUUUGGUCUUCAAUGCAGGGCCGACAGACAAGUUCCUUAGCUUCUACAAUGAUUAUAAUAAGAUUGUUUUGCGGCUCUAUAUUGAACCUUUUUGAGGGCCAUGUAUGAAGCAAGCCAUAGAACCCUUCAAUAUGGGACCAUUUCUUCUAGCAGUGUAGGGUUUUUUUAGCAGAAUGCAUUUAUCACAAUACAGUACAGUUCUUAUCAUUGUGUUACAUAAAGAUCAUCAUUGUUUCGAAAAAAAUCUAUCCUCUGUUUUGUAGAGAAACAUAUGGAACAUGUGGGUGCGGCCUGCCGGAGGGAAGAUGGUGGGCUCCAUGGAUCUAGGAGGGGCGUCCACCCAGAUAGCCUUCACCCUCCCAGAUCCCAACGCCCGGGGAAAAGACAUCGUACAGGUCUCCCUCUAUGGCUACGAAUACAACAUCUACACUCACAGCUUCCUGUGUUAUGGGAAGAACGAGGCAGAGAAGAGAGUCCUCGCUGCUUUAGUGAAGGUACUGUAUAAAGGAAAUCUUGGUUUACUUAAAAUAGUAUUUGUUUUUUACCAAAUACCUGAUUGGUCAUGCCUGGAGUACUAGAUGGGCUGGGUUUGGAGUUUUGGGACUAUUCCAGCUGUAAAUUAGUUGAAAGAAAAUAAAUACUAUUUGAACCCAGAAUCUGUUAUGAUGUCAUUGCUCACAUUCGUUCCUGGCAGCUUUGUCAACAUGAUGAUGAUGAUGCUUUUAUACUUAGCUGUCUUUUUUUGUGUAAUUAAUGCAAUCCAUCUGUCUAAGUCCACAACAUCCAUUUAUAUCUAAUUACCACAUCCUAAGAAAUCUGAGGACACCUCAUUACCUUGACACUUUACUGUCUCUUGGACAUGAGGCAAAGUGCAUUAUGGUAUUAACUGUAUUGAUCUGUCCAUUUCUAUAUGGUUUGUUUUGCAAGCUUGGUCGAAAAGUGUCUGUUUUACUAGGAUGGUAGAUAAUGCAUUCACAACUGAAGACAACUAUUUUGAGUAGACAACAGUGAUAAUAACGGUCCCACUUUACUUAUAGUUGUUCUUAUACCUGUGUAGCCUAGUAACGCUGUAACUACUACAGUAGAAAAGAGGUUCAAGCUCAGCUAUUGAUCCUUCGGAUUCCUUCUUCAUGAAUGUUAAAGGGACAUACUGUAAAUACUUUAACUGUACUCUCUUUGUCUCACUGAUCAGAACUCUGAGAACGCUACACAUGUGACCAACCCCUGCUUCAAUCUUGGUUACAACAUGUCUGUGUCGGCUGAGUCCAUCUUUGGGACUGAGUGCAUAGAUACACCUGCCGACUACGACCCCAAGCUGAUGAUCACGCUGAAGGGGUCAUCAGACAACGUAGCUUGUAGGGACGUGGUGCAAUCCAUAUUUGACCUGACCUCCUGCACGAACUGUUCCUUUAACGGAGUCUACCAACCAUCCGUGGGACCCGGGGACUUUCUGGUACGCACAUGCGCACUCACACGCGCACGCACACACGCACACACGCACACACACACACACACACACACACACACACACACACACACACACACACACAAACACACAGACUGUAUAUAUAGGGCAUAUUUUGCAGUUAUCCAAUAAAUAUUGUGUCUGUCUGACCCGGGGACUUUCUGGUACACACACGCACAGACAGACAGACUGUAUAUAUAGGGCAUAUUUUGCAGUUAUCCAAUAAAUAUUGUGUCUGUCUGAGCACCUAACCCAUGUUCCCUCCCAUAGGCCUAUGCUGGGUUCUUCUACACUGCUCAGGCUGUCGGGCUGAAAGGCAUUUCACAACUGGACCAGUGGAACUCCUCUACCUGGGAAUUCUGCUCCUGGGACUGGCCCACCGUGAGUCCAUGUUGUUGUUGUAGUUGUUAUAGUGGUCGUUGUUGUUGGUGGUGGUGGUAGUGGUCAUUCUGCUCCAUGGACUGGCCGACUGGGAGUUCUUUUACACUGACAGCUACUGAUGUAGGAUCUUAAUUUGAGCCAGUUUUCUACAGCAGAAAAUAAUCCUGCAGCAACAGGAAAUGUGAAUUAUUAUGUGGAUUAUAAUUAAUGCUAUUUUUUGUAGGGGUUUAUACAUUUCUUGUUAGGACAAAUCAGGUCUGGAAUUUCAAAGUGGAAAUGACUAACUUUAGAAACCUUUUUAAAACUCAAAUACACUACAAAAGAGUGAUUAAAUUAAGAUCCUACAUCUGUAUAGCAAUUUUCACAUGUAUAGCUGUGACAGAGAAGAGCUUGACAUUAGCUAAAAUAAGGGUAAGAAUAGAUGUAAAAUAUGAGUAAAUAUAAGUUAUAUUUAAUGAUGUGGGGUAAGCUCUCUCAACCUGAGAAAAAGUGGCCAUGCAUUCCAUGACUAUUGGGAUCUGUAGGUAUAUAAAAAAGAGGACAACAGGUCAACUGUACUGAACCAUCUGAGGUUCAUUUAUGAGGACCUUUCCUGGGUGGUGUUUCAAAUGGAACUACACACAGACAACAGAGGCAUCUUUUGUAAGACAGGGGUGCUUUCCAACAAUUAUCUAGGCUAUUGCAAUGUAUUAUUAGAAAUGUAUCAUUAGAAGAAAUUAUUAGAAAAUUGCCUCAACACAUGGAAAAUGUAAUGGAUAGACAAAUGGAGUGUUUGUUUUUUGUCUUAUUUUUUAGCUCAAGCUAAAAAAGGGCUGGAUAACUGAAAAAUACAGAAAGUCCUACUGCUAUUCAGCACAUUACGUCCAGACGUUACUUGUAAAUGGCUACAAGUUCAAUAAAGACACUUGGAAACACAUUGACUUCCAAAAACAGGUAAGUGUGGCAGAAUACAGCCAGGUACCUUGGAGGAUCCAAACACGUGCUUCCAAAUGAAAGUGCAAAAAUUGUAGUUUGUAGUUACUAUCAAAUGUUUUUAUGGUCUUAUACUGUACUGCAAAAAGAUAAACAUUCAAGUGGAAAGUGACUAAUUCCAUUGGAAACCAAUAUAAAUGGUGGAUAUACUAUCAUUAACAGAGGCCAAGAUCGUGACAAGGAAGAGGCUAGAAUCAUUUCAUAUGCCCCAAGAAAAUGGAACUUGUGAUGGAAGUCCAGACUGGAACCUCCAGCUGAAGUCUUUCAGUCUGUUAGACUCAAUGAAGUGUAACAUGAAGUCAUUCUUUCAAAAUCAAAGCACAACACAGACUGGUUACAGUAGCUUGUUUGACAUGAUGAAAAAUGGGGGAUUUGUCCCCCAAGAUGACGAUUCUCUGUUUUUCAUUCUUACAAACAAGCGAGAUAUUGUCUCUCUGUGCUUUGUGUUUUGGGUGUCAGGAGAAAUUGAUGACCUUUGUCCAAUCAUCAGAGGGGGUUGAAAGACUUGACUUCUUCAGUGGAAGGAAAGACAGAGUUUAGAGUCAUUUUCCCCCUGGGGGGCAUAGUUUGCCUCAAUUAUUUAUAAACGGCAAACGUUCUUCCAACUUGUAAUGUUCAUUAUGCAUCGUUGUCUUUCAGCCUUUUCCAAUAGACUAUAUAUAUUUUUUUAUUCUCUCUGAUGAUUCCCAUUGAUGUUAAAAAAGCAGGCAGGUCACCCAUGACACAAGUCAGUAUUCGACUUCCAUCCAUGUCUGAGGACGUCGGGAGAUGACGUGGAAACUGGCCACUAGGGGCAACAGUGAGCGCUGUUACCUUCAAGUAGGUUUCGGUUUUGCUAGGGUGUUGUGGACAGGGAUGGCGGAUGGGCAUAAGCAUCUAUAACGUCAAAAUAUGACGUUUGAGAAACAUGGAUGAACGUCUAAUUCUGAUGUGAGACUGUGAGAGCUUGUAGCAAAAAAUAUGUGAUAGAGGAUGCCAGAAUUGGGAAAAGGGUCAGGAUUUCUGAACUCCAAAUCGACCACUAGCCCCUACUCACCUGCCACUCAUGUAGAUCAGAGAGGAUUGGAUAGGUGGAAGCAGUAAGGAGAUAUUUCCACCUAGCCAAUCAGAAAGUAAUAUGAAGCUAUUGACAUAAUGCUUAUACUGUAUCCAUCCAAUCCUAUCAGAUCUAAUGUAGUGCCUAGGAUGUAGGGGCUAGGUGACAAUUUGGAAUUGAGCAAUAAUCUGUUUUAAGUCUGUUCGUCCCAUAAAUCUUGUUCAUCCCAUAGGCUGGGGUGUAGGAGAUAGGGAUCUAUAGGUGUGCAGUGAAGCAUUUGAGAUUUUGCAAAGAUUGGUUUAAGCUUCAACUAAAUAAACAGAGACAAUGCAUUCCAUGACUAUUGGGAUCUGUAGGUACGUAAAUAAGGAGAACAGGUCAGUAGUGUUGAACCAUCUGGAGUUAAUUUAUGAGGACCUCUGUCUUCACUCUGUCUUGUACGUCCCCUAUGGUGUAAACAGUGGUAUUCAAAGGCGGGGUCGCCAAAUUUAAAACGUUUUUAAAAUUAAGAGUACAUACUCUUUAAAAAAGUUAUGUAAUCAACGGCCAAUAUUAACUUUUUUAAUUGGGUCUAUGACAGUUUAUUUCAAAUCAAGUCCGACAGUUCUUCAAUCUGAAGGAAGUAUAGUUUGAAGGUGACUGAAUUGCAUCAGAAAGGUAUUGGGAGGUUCAGAAGAUCAGUAGGCAAUAAUGUUGUAUGAUGUUCUGUGUAGAAAAGAACACAUCAUUGAUGUUUAUUUCCCCCCAGUCUGAUUUAGUGCCUGGUCUUGUCCACUCUGUUCUAAUUAGGCUUGUGGACAUUGUAGAGUGAACCAGACACGUAGGUGUCCCUGAGAGUCUCAUCUUUCAGUGAUGAGGUCAUAAUAUUUUGUAGCUUAAAUGGUUCAAAAGAUAGAGCCACAUGUGUAGGCAGAAAAAAGAAACCACUCUGUUUAUUACAACCGCAUCUAGCGACUAGCGACACCGGUUUAGUUUCACUCGCGACCCCAUUUUCAAAUCAGGCGAUCCCUAGUUUGGGAAACACUUGUCUGUUUUAAGUGAGUCUGUAUGUCUUCAAACUGUCUUGUCAAUCCUCUACUGUGUGGGGCGCCCCCUAGGGCUCGGCAGGGGGCCGCGGGGAUAAAAUGACCCGAGUGAAAACGUUUAGGAACCCCUGCUCUACGGUAUAGGGGCUAGUGGUCAGUAGUCUGUUUUAAGUGAGUCUCUGUCUGUCUCUCUUUACGCUGUCUCUCUGUCCCCUCCAGGUACAUAACACGAGUGUAGGCUGGAGUCUGGGAUACAUGCUACAUACAUCCAACAUGAUCCCUGCUGAGGCCAAGCUGGUGCGUCUCCCCAUUGCCAACUCUUUGUUCGGUGGCCUCCUCUUCCUUUUCACCGCCCUCACCAUCGUCAGUGUCAUGUUCCUGAUCAUCAAGGCUGUGCGCGCCUGCUACUGACCCCCACUAGAGAGCAGUGUGUUGAAAUUACAGUUACGCCUAGGGUUGCAAAAUUCCAGUUACUUUACCAAAAUGUGGUUUUCCAGAAUUCCCGGUUGGAAUAUUCCUGGAAUCAGGAGGGAAUGAG
Coregonus sp. 'balchen' is the source of this 18263-nucleotide messenger RNA. The record is from the annotation of a GenBank genome assembly. NCBI's taxonomy places the organism in Eukaryota, Metazoa, Chordata, Actinopteri, Salmoniformes, Salmonidae.